Messenger RNA from Drepanopeziza brunnea f. sp. 'multigermtubi' MB_m1, 3153 nucleotides. Lineage: Eukaryota; Fungi; Ascomycota; Leotiomycetes; Helotiales; Drepanopezizaceae. The record is from RefSeq and is a predicted model, not a curated record.
AUGGCCGCUAGGCGAAAGAGAAAGAGGCCAGCCCGGGACCAUGGGGACCAUCAUAGGGACCAGAAGCGCCAAAAGGGUAUGGCCAGCAGCUCCCAUGGCGUGGAUCCAGUCGUCAGGCAUGCCCUGCUGGCCAAGUACUACCCUCGGGUCCUGACUCUGCGGGAGUACCUGGUCUCGCAAUUGCCGUCAAGCUCCAAGAUUCGGAAAAAGAAGAUCCUCCAUGUGGGACGGAAUGCGGAGGACAAGGAAACAGAUCAGAAGCUCUCCCAAUUUCUUGACCAGACGCUGGUAGGUGUCUCGAGGUUCAAGGAAGCACCAUCGGAGGAGAGACGAAAGCAAUGGUCGGCUUUUUCGCAGCGGCCAGACGAGUCGGUAUCGCUGGUAAAUCUAAGCGGCGCUGGCGCCUUUUCACAAACCGAGGUUGUGGAUUUCGCUAUCUGGUUGAUCUUCACAAAGACCACUGCAACAUAUGGAAAAGUACCGCAUCUGCUCUGUCAAGGCUUCAAGAAGGAUGCGCCUCGUCGGCUCAUCAAUCAAGGAGAGAGUGCCGCCUCAGCCAUUCCAGGUCUUGUCUCAAUCUACCCGAACAGUCAUGUGACGGCUAUGAAGGCCCGACCGUGGCCGCAGAUUCUAAAUCUCAUGGGCAAGGAAGGGGAGGGGUCUAUGAUCGACUUGAUUCUGGAUUGUGGCGUCUUCCUCGCGGUCGAGCGUGGACGUGGGACAUAUCAUCAGUUGAGUGGCAUACCACUUGGUGACCUUCCACUCCUUGAGGCAAACCCUCCAAAGGUACCAAAAACACCCAAAAUUCCGACUAGUACUCGGCAUACUCCUGCAAGUAUCAACUUCGUCCGUCAUCGGAUGAUGUAUGCGAGGCCCGCAUUGAAUGCCAAACUCGAAGUGAAAUUUGGGCUUCGACACAUUCAGAAUGUCGAUCCACUCCAAACAAUGCAGCCUUUCAAAGACUACACCCUUCGCGAAGAUGAGAUCAACACGGUCUACCACGCCCAAGCACCCAAAAUUCCGAGGAGGUUGCGUGGCAAAGCAGCACGGUUGGUUCGAAAGCUUCAGAUGCAACACAGCCGAUGCCCAUACAAGGCAUUGCUUGAGUAUUACUGUCCAGUCUUCGAAUCGUCCCCUCGAUUGCCGAUCCCAGGCCCAACUCCAGAACCAUCACUCGAGUUGAAAACACAGAUGUCUGUCGCCACGGAGGAGACGACUCGGGCCUCCUUUCCCCCCAUGAGUCUGGUCGCAGUGCCCCCGAAACCUUCUAUGAUGAAUCACGCCACACCAACCGCUAUGGUAUCUGCGUUCUGCCGCGCAGUUCUCUCGCACUUGAUUCCAUCUGAUUUUUGGGGCACUGGGGACGACAGAGUGCAUAACGAGCGGCUCUUUUAUAAGAACAUUGACCGCUUCAUCGAGCUUCGCAGAUUCGAAACUCUGUCACUGCACGAAGUAACGCAAGGACUGAAAGUAAGAUUUAGUCAUGUCCGCUUGCUACCCAAAGAAGCGGGCGUUCGUCCAAUCAUGAAUCUACGCCGUCGAGCUCUCAAGACGAGUUCGAAGACUGUGCUCGGUAUGAGCAUCAACUCGGUUUUAGCACCUGCCUAUAAUGUUCUGACCUACGAAAAAAACUCGAAUCCCGCACUCCUAGGCUCAACCCUGUUCUCCGUCGGCGAUCUUUACACCAGACUCAAAGCCUUCAAAUCCACCCUGCCCCCGCAAACCCCCUUAUACUUCGCCAAACUCGAUGUAACGGCAGCCUUCGACACCAUCCCGCAACGUGCAAUUCUCGAUCUGCUCUCCAUGCUCCCAUCCGAGGCCAGCUAUCGCAUCUCCAAGCACUGCGAGCUCAAGCCCGGGGAGUCUCACCUCACAGACCACACAGCCAAACCUACCAAGAAGUGGGUUUCUCUCGCAUACGCACCCGAUGACUUCGACACGUUCGCUGAGCAUCUCGCCCAUGAGGAUGGAUUGGCGCAAGGGAAAAAGAAUGCAGUCUUUGUGGAAAGCGUCGUCGGCUACUUCCGCGACAAGGAAGAGAUUCUAGAAUUGCUGAAGGAGCACGUCCUCCGCAACAUGGUCAAGAUUGGGAAGAAAUUCUAUCGCCAGAAGGAGGGCAUUCCGCAAGGUUCGGUAGUGUCGAGUCUACUUUGCAAUUACUUCUACGCCGACCUCGAGGCUACACAUCUCGGAUUCCUCAACAGCGGAUCUGGAGGCUCUGGAUCUCAUUCGCUCCUGCUGCGACUCAUCGACGACUUCCUCCUCAUCACCAGCAACCGCGCGCACGCCAAGCGCUUCCUAGAAGUGAUGCACGCCGGCGUCCCAGACUACGGCGUCAAGGUCCACCCGGAUAAAACGCUCGUCAACUUCGAGGUCUGCAUUGCUGGCAAGAAGGUUCCGCGUCUAGUCGGCGGCAGCGGGGACGGUGAUGGGGGGCAGGGCUUCCCGUAUUGCGGCAACCUCGUGGAUAUGCAGACGCUGAAUGUGAGAAGGGACCGCGAGAGGAGGGGGGCCACGGCGGUCGUGGAUUCGCUCACGGUGGAGUUCUCGCGGAUGCCGGGGAAGGCGUUCCAGAAAAAGGUUUUGACCGCGCUCUUCCCCCCACCCCCAAAGCACCCGUCACCACCCCCCUUUGAGAUCUCGUCCCGCACGAAUGCCAUUCCCAUACCGAAGCAGAAGAGCUCCACUGACGAGUCAACCCACCUCGCCCAAGACACCUUCAAGAUCCAGUGCCACGCCAUGUACCUCGACACCUCCUUCAAUGCUCUCCCGACGGUGCAGUCGAACCUCUCGCUCGCCUUCACCGAGACGGCGACCAAGAUGUGGACCUAUGCGCGCAGCCUGCCCAGCCACAAACGACCCGGGCCUCCGCUCGUCAUCCAGACGAUCCAGAGGCUGGUGGCGAUGGCGUCUGUGCUGGUACAGGGUAAAGGCCCGGGCAGGAAGAGAGGGGAUGAGGGGUACCGGUGUGCGGUGAGUCCAGCGCAGCUGGAGAUGUUGGCUGUGUGCGCGUUUCGGGAGGUGCUGGGCAAGAGGCAGAGUCGGUAUGGGGAGGUUAUUGGGUGGUUGGAUGGGAGGAUUGGGCUUGGGCAGGCAGGUGAGCGUGGCCGCACGAGGGCGAGGGUGGUGCAUGCCGUUGCGGUGGGUAGAUGA